AUGGGCAGCCAUGAUGACAGCGAUGUGCAUUGCCACAGACGCAAGAUUCAUCGAGAUCAGCAUCAGAUUCGACACAGAUUCUUGCAUCGGUUGGGCAUUACCUGCAGUGCCAGUAUCACUGGCGACAAGCCAUCCAUCACCAUGGGAACUGUCAGAACCAUCCCAAAGCUUUCAUCCAACAUCAACAAAGACAGUAGUAGUAGUUCCAAUGACACUACAGCAAUGGAACUUUCUUCUUCUUCUACCAGCAGCAGCUACCGACGCCGUGUGACCUUUGCGUUGUCUACUACCAAUGCCACACGAGAGAUUCCAUCGCAUCGCGACUAUGACGAGGAAACCAGAAGCCAAAUCUGGAUGGGAAUGCAAGAGAUUGAAGAGAAUGCUCGACGCAACCGCUUGGAAUUCCUGGCGGAUGGGUGCGACUAUCAACGAGCCACGGAAGAAAAGCAAAUGAUAAAGUGGCACCAGCAGCAAGAUGAUGAGUCGGAUACUACUGUUGUGGAACUCGUACAUCCAGCCACCUACUGGUUCCGGUAUCAGCAAGAACAGGACAAGAUCUUGAGGCAGCAAGAGCAAGAACAUCAUCAAUACAUCAUGACGAAACAACAAAAAGGGGAACAUGCUUUUUCGACACCAUGGAACAACAGCCGUCAUGAUGCAUCUGGCAUCAUCAAGAAAAGUCCUACUGCCAUGUCUUUGGCAGGAAUGGCAGCAUGA
Seminavis robusta is the source of this 717-nucleotide messenger RNA. NCBI's taxonomy places the organism in Eukaryota, Bacillariophyta, Bacillariophyceae, Naviculales, Naviculaceae. The record is from the annotation of a GenBank genome assembly.